GCGGUGCGGCGCCCGCGUUAUAAGGCGGGGAGCCCGUGAGAGGCGUCAGAUUUCCCGGCCGGAGAGUUUUGUUCCUGUUCCUUCGUGUUGGCGUCUGUUCAGUUGGUGAUAAAGCUUCGCCCUUGCUGCUGCUGCUGCUGUUCGCGAGACUGAAUGCGCUGUGCGCGCUGGCUUUGAAUGAUGAUGGGAUCCGGCCAGAGGGGCGGGUUUCGAGCGCUGGUUGCGCUGUUGCUUGCUUUCUUUCCAGCGUUCAUCCAAGCUCAAAACCCAGCGGCAUCGACAUUCUACCUCGAGGAAACCGAAACACAGUUCAGUCUCAAUCUAGCAAACGACUCGAGCGGCGAUGUGUUCAUCUACUUUGCCAGUCCGGCGUAUUCGUGGGUGGGCGUGGGGUUUGGGGACGGCAUGAAGAACAGCUUGAUGUUUGUCAUGUAUCCGAAUCAGAAGGGCGACAACGUCACCAUCAGCCCCCGAACCGCAGACGGCCACUCCGAACCGAGCUUCACUUCCAAGCCCCAAAUCUCCCUCCUCAAUGGCACCAGGGUCACCGACGACGGCAUGUUCGUCCUCCGCGCACGCUGCAGCGACUGCCGCGUCUGGCAGGGAGGCUUCCUCGACGCCAAAAACACCGCACACCCUAUGCUCUACGCCUUCGGCCCCGGGAACCGUCUCCAGUCUAACGACGUCAAUGCUCCUCUCCAUCGACAUAUUCGCUACGGCAAGUUCACUAUGAAUAUGGUGGCAGCGACUGGCGAAGGCGCGGUGCCGGCUAACACGACGGCAUCGAAUGGCGUUCAGAUGGUAGGGGGUAUGACGAGGGAUCAUGACCGGGCGAACCUGGCGCAUGCGGUUAUGGGGUGUCUGGCGCUGUUUGUAUUCUGGCCGCUGAACGUCAUCUUCGCGGGGUUCUUCCGGAACAUCAAGAUCCACGUAGGAGUCUCGGUCUUCAUCAUGGUAUUCCUAGUCUCAGCAUACGGGCUAGGGAUUUCGACGAGUUCCGAGUACAACCGGUCCAAAUCCUUCACCUCCCCGCACCAAAUCCUCGCCUUCCUCACCAUCCUCCCCAUCCUCCUCACGGCCCUUCUCCCCGUCAAACCCGUCUCGCACAUCCACGCCCUCCUCCCGCGCAUCCACACGCCCCUGACAACGUUAACCUUCGUCUUCCUCGUGCUGACCGGCGGGCUUGGCCUGCAUCUCUACGCGGCGCCCACCUCCAUCAUCCUCGCCUACACCGCCAUCAGCCUGCUCGUCUUCAUCUUCAACGUGCUGCUGCAGACCUGCAUCAAGCGGCGCGGCUCGGCGUACGCGCGCGCCACGCUGAGGCGGAGACUCGGCGAAGAGGACGAGCAGGACCUCGUGCUCGCGCAGUACUAUGCCAACCGCAAGCUCGAGGAUGAGAGGAGUCGCAGCCCGAGUGCUGCGAGCAGCGAGUACCAUCAGCAUGCGAGGAGUUUGAGCGGGGGAGCGGGGGGUGCUGCGGGAGGGAGUUCGCCUCCGGGGAGGGGAGGCAUGUUUGGAGGGGGUUCGAUGCCCGGGCCGCAGUAUUUGCUCAAUAUGCACCCCGGUGUGCCGUGGAGACCGGGUGCGUAGGCGGUUAGGAGGGGGGAGGGGGGGGGACGAAGAGGA
This is a messenger RNA of Trematosphaeria pertusa, 1626 nucleotides long. RefSeq names its product iron reductase domain protein. Lineage: Eukaryota; Fungi; Ascomycota; Dothideomycetes; Pleosporales; Trematosphaeriaceae. The record is from RefSeq and is a predicted model, not a curated record. The coding region runs from base 178 to 1590 and encodes 470 amino acids. The transcript is spliced from 4 exons.